AGGGUUUCAAAAUACUAAAAUCGCCGAUGGUGGCAGCUGCGAUCUGCCGGCGGCUCCGGCCGAGCAGACAUCGCUAUCUCCUUUCUCAAAGCCCUACAUCCUUCCGUGAAUUCUCCUCUUCGAAUUCUGACGAUAAUCAUGAAAAUGGAACUCCACCUUCACGAUCACAGUCUUCUUCUUCAAUGUCAUCUUAUUUCGAUGACGUGAAAGCUAGUUUGAGACAGACAGCGCAGCCUCCGUUACCGCCUCGAAGGCCGUCGUUAUUGGAUUCUACUCCUAGAGCUGGUGAUGCUCCAACUCGGAAGGUCGAUUCUCACGAAGAAAUCCGUAAACAUCUUUCCGAGUUCCGCCGCUCCCCUGUUAAACCACCGACAUCCUCUUCGCCAACUAUAUCGUUACAGGAGCUUUACAAACGGAAUGUACUGCAGCAAGCUGGCCCGGGGUCUAGCUCCGAAGACCGUUCCAACAUGGUGCCGUUUUCUCUGAAAACAAUUAGUCAGAGCUUAAAAAACCAGGCGACGAGUUCAUCGCAAUCGCAAAAACCUGAAGUUCCAGGUAAGAGGUCAGUUAUUGGCGAUGCUUUUAGACACAGUUUGAAACUGCGACCGCAGGAUUUGAAUCAGCAAGUGCCGGAGUCGAUUGGGAAGGAUAAGAAAGAUGUGCUGUCGGAUGAGAUGAAGACAGAAUUUGUGAGGAAUUAUAGCUACGGGGAUUUAGGGAAGAAUCUGAAGAACUUGAGGCCUGAGGUUAAAGGUGGUAAGAAAAUUGGGUUUUCCUUGGGAGAGUUGAACGAGAGGCUUAGGAAAUUGAGGGAACUUGACGAAGAGGAGAACAGGAAUCGCCAUGGCCUUUAUAUGAAGGAAUUGAGAGUGAGUCUUUACCAUCUUUCUCAAGAUGAGAAGAAGACCAAGCCGAAUGCAGCUCAGAGACUUAGCGUACUGGGUCAGAUUGUUGGGACUCCUAAUUUUAUGUUAUCGCCACCGAAGGAAAGCUUAGUUGAAAAGUACUUCCAUCCAGAUCACAUGUCAUCUUCCGAGAAACAGAAGCUUCAGCUUAAAGAAGUCAGGGACAAAUUUAAGAUGUCUGAAUCUGACUGUGGAUCCGCUCGUGUUCAAGUGGCACAACUCACUACAAAGAUCAAGCACCUUGCUACCAUUCUACACAAAAAGGAUAAACAUUCUCGAAAGGGUCUUCAAGCGAUGGUACAAAGGAGGAAGAAACUACUGAAGUAUCUUCGAAGAACCGACUGGGAUUCUUAUAGUUUUUGUCUUGCAGAACUUGGUCUUCGAGAUAGCGCAGAUUACAAGCUUUAAAUUCCGAGUUAACGUUUGCUUUUCACAUCAUAAGGAUUAUAAACAUCUUUCCAUUCAAGGGUUUGUACCCUGCUUUCUUGCAGCAGACUCCCAGUCAUGCACCAUAGAUUCUCUACCUAUAUUUUUCUUUGAGGUAGUGGCAAGAUAUACUAGGUUCGCUUGAUCUAUAUGGGAUAUACGGGUCCGUUUGAUUUAGUGAUUUAAUUCGUCUGUUCGUCCUUUUGAUCGGUGCUUUCUAAAAGCGCUAAUAAUCAGCCCUUAAAAACUGUCUUGUAUGGUUUUCUUGGUCUUUUAAGGAUGCAUCUGGUAUGCAGAUGGGAUUGGACGGACAAGAGUGAGGUAGGCUGGUGAAAGAAUCGUGGAAGGUUUUAGCGUUUUAUUUGAUAAGGACAGAUUAGUAAUUUACUAAUUUUGUCAAAUCCCCCAGAUUUUUGUUCCAUUUAUUUUGAUACGUUUUGCUCCACUCAGUCAUGACUUGUCCUAUUCUAGUUUUGCAAUAAACAUGGGACUCGGGGGGGGGGGGGGUUAAUCGUGUUGCUAUAGCCGUUGUACAACGUUUUGCGGUUCUUGAGAAAAUAACGGUGUUAUUUGCCAAACUUUUGAAUGCCAAAUAUCACACAUUGAAUCU
Messenger RNA from Cynara cardunculus var. scolymus (artichoke), 1941 nucleotides. RefSeq lists its product as uncharacterized. Bases 27 to 1313 code for a protein of 428 amino acids. Gene Ontology annotation, cellular component: ribosome. Gene Ontology annotation, biological process: translation. Gene Ontology annotation, molecular function: structural constituent of ribosome. The transcript has 5 exons. The record is from RefSeq and is a predicted model, not a curated record. NCBI's taxonomy places the organism in Eukaryota, Viridiplantae, Streptophyta, Magnoliopsida, Asterales, Asteraceae.